AUUCCAUUCUGGGGCACAUAUCCUGUCUCUAAUUCCGACUGUGGGCUCCUCGACGCCAAGGCACUCCAACUGUUGCAAGCCCGUACUCUGGAGUGCACACCAGGACUUCUGAUCUGGAUCCAGGUCUAGAUCCCUCUGCUCAGCCUGGGUCCAUACGGCGAACACAGAGUCUGAGAGACUGAGCGCUAACGCGGAGAUAACUACGCUUGGAAGGGAUAGCCAGACCGACCAAUGGCAUCAGGGAAGCUGGCCCAGGUGCUGCUGGGAUGGGCGGCGAUGUGUCUUGGGGCGUUCCACGUGUGUUGUGAUGAAACCGGGAAUGGACCGUACCAAGCCAGCCGCUUCACCGGCACCGUGGACCAGAGAGAGGUGCAGCGGGUUCGACGCCGUGGCCAGGAGACGCUGAGAGGACCCAAUGUGUGCGGCUCUCGCUUCCACUCAUACUGCUGUCCAGGCUGGAAGACUCUGCCGGGAGGGAACCAGUGUAUUGUUCCAAUUUGCAGGAAUUCCUGUGGCGAUGGCUUCUGCUCCAGACCCAACAUGUGUACCUGCUCAAAUGGCCAGCUCUCCUCCAGCUGUGGCGCAGGAGGAGGAGUUCAGUCCUGUAACGUCAGGUGCAUGAAUGGAGGCAGCUGUGCAGAGGACUCGUGCUCCUGCACAAAGGGCUACACGGGAAACCACUGCGGACAGCCCGUGUGUGAGAACGGCUGCCAGAACGGCGGGCGCUGCAUCGGGCCCAACAGAUGUGCCUGCGUCUACGGUUUCACUGGCCCGCAGUGCGAGAGAGACUACAGGACGGGGCCAUGCUUCACCCAGGUGAACAACCAGAUGUGCCAGGGCCAGCUCAGUGGAAUCGUCUGCACCAAAACCCUCUGCUGCGCUACCAUUGGUCGAGCGUGGGGCCACCCCUGUGAGCAGUGCCCCGCCCAGCCACACCCCUGCAGGCGCGGCUUCAUCCCCAACAUCCGCACCGGAGCGUGCCAAGAUGUGGACGAGUGCCAGGCUGUGCCAAAUCUUUGUGCCGGAGGAACCUGCAUCAACACUGUUGGCUCCUACGAGUGUAAAUGUCCCGCCGGCCACCGGCAGAGUGAAACCAGCCACAAAUGUGAAGACAUCGAUGAAUGCAGCACCAUCCCCGGUGUGUGUGAUGGAGGCGAAUGCACCAACACCGCUGGUAGCUACGUCUGCACCUGUCCGCGAGGCUACGUCUCCAGCACAGAUGGCUCCAGAUGUGUGGAUCAGCGUGUGGGCACCUGCUUCUCCGCUCUGGCUAACGGCCGCUGUGCUGCGGAGCUGGGCGGUCAGUACACCAAGAUGCAGUGUUGCUGUGACACCGGACGCUGCUGGGCUUUGGGACAGAUCCCUGAGAUGUGCCCGGUCAGGGGAUCUGACGAGUUCAGGCGUCUGUGUAUUGUAGGUGUUGCCCAAGGACACGGCUUCCCUCAUGGCUACCCCAACGGACACUUCCCCAACGGCAACGGAAACGGCAACGGCAAUGGCAACGGCAACGGGUUCAACUACGGAUACAAGUUCCCCAGUGUGCCUAACGGUAAUGGUAACGGAGGCAUCGGGGGCAAUGGCGGCGGAGUCUUUGGAGGUAACGGAGGAGGACACCAACAUAUCGGCUCGGUGUCUGUGAACGACUCCAUCGACGUGUGCAAACAUUUCACCAACCUGUGUCUGAAUGGACGCUGCAUUCCCACGCCCACGAGCUACCGCUGCGAGUGCAACAUGGGCUACAGGCAGGAUGUUCGAGGGGAAUGCAUCGAUGUGGACGAGUGUGUGAGUAACCCAUGUAUCAACGGAGACUGUGUCAACACACCUGGAGGGUACCACUGCAAGUGCCAUGAGGGCUACCAGGGAACCCCGACCAAACAAGCCUGCAUCGAUAUUGAUGAGUGCAUUGUGAAUGGGGUGAUGUGUCGCAACGGCCGCUGUGUCAACACAGAGGGAAGCUUCCAGUGCAUCUGCAACGCCGGCUUUGAGCUCACGCCUGACGGGAAGAACUGCGUCGAUCACGACGAGUGCGCCAUCACCAACAUGUGUCUCAACGGCAUGUGCAUCAAUGAAGACGGCAGCUUCAAGUGUAUCUGCAAGCCGGGCUUCGCUUUAGCACCUAACGGGCGAUACUGCACCGACAUCGACGAGUGUCAGACUCCUGGUAUCUGUAUGAAUGGCCGCUGCAUCAACUCCGAGGGCUCCUUCCGCUGCGAGUGCCCUCCAGGCCUGGCCAUCGAUGUGGAUGGGAGAGUGUGUGUGGACACGCACAUGAGGACCACCUGCUAUGGCGCCAUAAAGAUGGGCACGUGCUCGCGGCCGUUCCCCGGCGCGGUGACCAAGUCCGAGUGCUGCUGUGCCAACGCUGAACACGGCUUUGGAGAGCCUUGCCAACCCUGCCCCUCCAGGAACUCAGCUGAGUUCCAGGCUGUGUGCAACAGUGGUAUCGGUAUAACAGCUGAUGGCAGAGACAUCAAUGAGUGUGCCCUGGACCCGGACAUUUGUCAGAACGGCAUCUGUGAGAACCUGAGAGGAAGCUACCGCUGCAUCUGUAACAUCGGCUACGAGUCCGACACCAGUGGAAAGAACUGUAUUGACAUCAACGAGUGUAUGGUGAACCGUCUGCUUUGUGACAACGGUCUGUGCAGAAACACUCCCGGCUCCUACACCUGCUCCUGUCCCAAAGGGUUUGUCUUUAAGCCCGACUCAGAGACCUGCGAAGAUAUCAACGAAUGUGAUCCCAACCCGUGCAUCAAUGGAGCGUGUCGCAACGUGGCCGGGUCGUUCAACUGCGAGUGCAACCACGGCAGCAAGCUGGACUCCACUAACACCAUCUGCGUGGACAGUAUGAAGAGUACGUGCUGGCUGACGAUACAAGACACCCGCUGCGAGGUGAACAUCAACGGAGCCACGCUGAAGUCUGAGUGCUGCUCCACGCUGGGAGCCGCCUGGGGCAGCCCCUGUGACCCCUGCAAGAAAGACGCCGCCUGCUCCCGUGGGUUUGCUCGUAUGAAGGGCCUCGUCUGUGAAGACAUUAACGAGUGUGAGGUGUUCCCGGGAGUGUGCACAAACGGCCGAUGUGUGAACACGCAGGGCUCGUUCCGCUGCGACUGCGCCGAGGGUCUCACCUCGGACAGUACUGGACGCACCUGUGUGGAUACACGUAGCGAGCAGUGCUACAUGAAGUGGCACGAGGACGAGUGUGGCGAGCCACUGCCAGGGAGAUACCGCGUGGACAUGUGCUGCUGCUCGGUGGGCGCCGCCUGGGGCAUCGACUGCGAGGAGUGUCCCAAACAAGCCACGCCGGAGUACAGCGCCAUCUGUCCCCGGGGGACCGGCUUCGCCAACAGAGGAGAGAUUCUGUCCGGCAGGCCGUUCUACAAAGAUGUGAAUGAGUGUAAAGUGUUCCAGGGUCUGUGCACUCACGGAACUUGCCGGAACACCAUCGGCAGUUUCAAGUGUCGCUGCAACAACGGCUUCGCACUGAACGCAGAAGAGAGGAACUGCACAGACAUUGACGAGUGCCGCAUCUCCCCCGACCUGUGCGGACACGGCGCCUGUGUUAACACGCCCGGCAGCUUUGAAUGCGAAUGCUUCGAGGGCUAUGAGAGCGGCUUCAUGAUGAUGAAGAACUGCAUGGACAUUGACGAGUGCGAGAGGAACCCCCUGCUGUGUCGGGGGGGAGCCUGCCUCAACACAGAAGGCAGUUAUGAGUGUGAAUGUCCCCCGGGACACUCGCUCAGCAACGAUGGAUCUGCCUGUGAAGAUGUGAAUGAGUGCCAGCUGAGUGACAACUUGUGCAAACACGGCCAGUGUGUGAACAUGGCGGGAACCUACCAGUGUUCCUGUGACACCGGCUACCAGGGCACGCCCGACCGGCAGGGCUGCGUCGAUAUCGAUGAAUGCACCAUCAUGAACGGCGGCUGUGAAACACACUGCACCAACUCGGAUGGCAGCUAUGAGUGCAGCUGCAGCGAGGGCUACGCUCUGAUGCCGGACCUCCGCACCUGCGCAGACAUCGAUGAGUGUGAGGAGAGUCCAGACAUCUGUGACGGAGGCCAGUGCACCAACAUCCCCGGGGAAUACCGCUGCCUGUGCUACGACGGCUUCAUGGCCUCGAUGGACAUGAGGACGUGUAUCGAUGUGAACGAGUGUGACUUGAACCCAAACAUCUGUCUCCACGGCGAUUGCGAGAACACCAAAGGCUCCUUCAUCUGCCACUGUCAGCUGGGAUACUUUGUCAAGAAGGGAUCCACGGGCUGCACAGAUGUCGAUGAGUGUGAGAUCGGGGCUCAUAACUGCGACAUGCACGCCGCCUGCAUCAACGUGCCUGGAAGCUUCAAAUGUCGCUGUCGAGACGGCUGGCUGGGAGACGGCAUCAAGUGUGUGGAUCAGGACGAGUGCUCUGCAGAGGACCACAACUGCAACCCCAAUGCAGAAUGUGUCAACACACCCGGGUCCUACAGGUGCACGUGCAAGGAGGGCUUCAAUGGAGACGGGUUCUUCUGCUCUGACAUGGACGAGUGUGCAGACAACGUGAACCUGUGUGAGAACGGCCAGUGUCUGAACGCUCCAGGAGGUUACCGCUGCGAGUGCGAGAUGGGCUUCACUCCCACAGAAGACAGCAAGGCGUGCCAAGACAUCGAUGAGUGUAAUUUCCAGAACAUCUGUGUGUUUGGAACGUGCCAGAACCUUCCGGGAAUGUUCCGCUGUGUGUGUGAUGAUGGUUACGAGCUGGACCGCAGCGGAGGAAACUGCACGGACAUCAACGAGUGUGCCGACCCUGUGAACUGCAUAAACGGCCUGUGUGUGAACACUCCGGGGAACUACUUGUGUAACUGCCCGGCGGACUUCGAGCUCAACCCCACCGGCGUGGGCUGCGUAGACACCCGCGUUGGCAACUGCUUCCUGGACAUCCUCGCUCGUGGCGACGGAGGAAUCUCCUGCAGUGCGGAGAUCGGCGUGGGCGUGACCCGAGCUUCCUGCUGCUGCUCCCUGGGAGGAGCCUGGGGAAACCCCUGCGAACUUUGCCCCGCACUCAACUCCACGGAGUAUAAGACUCUUUGUCCGGGAGGAGAAGGCUUCAGACCAAACCCUAUCACUGUCAUCCUGGAAGAUAUCGAUGAGUGCCAGGAGCUGCCGGGUCUCUGUCAGGGUGGGAACUGUGUGAACACCUUUGGUAGUUUCCAGUGUGAGUGUCCAGCCGGCUACUACCUGAACGAGGAGACUCGUAUCUGUGAAGACAUCGAUGAGUGCACGGCCCACAUCGGGAUCUGUGGACCUGGUACCUGCUACAACACUCUGGGCAACUACACAUGCGUGUGUCCGCCCGAGUACAUGCAGGUCAACGGAGGAAACAACUGCAUGGACAUGAGGAAGAGCGUGUGUUACCGAAACUUCAACGACACGUGCGAGAACGAGCUGUCCUUCAACAUGACCAAGAAGAUGUGCUGCUGUGCCUACAACGUGGGGAAGGCCUGGAACAAGCCCUGCGAGUCGUGUCCGACGCCCGCCACCACUGAGUACCAGUUACUGUGUGGUAACCAGGCUCCGGGCUUCAUCAUUGACAUCCACACCGGCAAACCAAUCGAUAUCGACGAGUGCAGGGAGAUCCCCGGCAUCUGUGCCAACGGAGUGUGCAUCAACCAGAUCGGGAGCUUCCGCUGCGAAUGUCCGAUGGGCUUCAGCUACAACAACAUCCUGCUCAUCUGUGAAGAUAUUGAUGAGUGUAACAGCGGGGACAACCUGUGCCAACGCAACGCCAACUGUAUCAACAUUCCAGGCAGCUACCGCUGCGAGUGCUCGCCGGGCUUCAAACUGUCCCCCAGCGGGGCCUGUGUGGACCGUAAUGAGUGCCUGGAGAUCCCUAAUGUGUGCAGCCAUGGAGAGUGUAUCGACACGCAGGGAAGCUAUCGUUGCGUCUGCCACAACGGCUUCAAGGCUAAUGCCGACAAGACCAUGUGCAUGGACAUCGAUGAGUGUGACAGACAGCCGUGUGGUAACGGCACCUGUAAGAACACGGUGGGAUCCUACAACUGCCUCUGCUUCCCCGGCUUCGAGCUCACGCACAACAACGACUGCAUGGACGUAGACGAGUGCAGCGCCCUGCAGGGACAGGUGUGCAGGAACGGACAGUGUAUUAAUGGACUCGGCUCCUUCCAGUGUCUCUGCCACGAGGGUUAUGAGAAUACUCCGGACGGGAAGAACUGUGUCGACAUCGAUGAGUGUGUGAGCCUGUUUGGCACUUGCUCUCCGGGAUCUUGUCAGAAUCUGGACGGAUCUUUCAGAUGUAUCUGCCCUCCUGGCUAUGAGGUGCAGAACGACCAGUGUAUAGAUAUCAACGAGUGUGAGGUGGAGCCCAACAUCUGCCAGUAUGGCACCUGCACCAACACCCCCGGCAGCUUCCAGUGCACCUGCCAGACAGGCUUCGUACUAUCUGACAACAAACGGCGCUGCUACGACACCAGAGAGAGUUUCUGUUUCACCAAAUUCGAGGCAGGAAAAUGCUCCGUCCCCAAAGCUUUGAACAACACCAAGACUAAGUGCUGCUGCAGCAACAUGCCCGGGGAGGGCUGGGGACUUCCCUGUGAGCUGUGCCCACACAAGAGCGAGGCCGCUUUUAAAAGUCUGUGUCCCUUCGGCCACGGAGCCCAGCCGGGACUGGAUGGUCGUGAAGAUAUGAACGAGUGUCUGGAUAACCCAGGCAUCUGCCAGAACGGUAUCUGCAUCAACACCGACGGUUCGUUCCGCUGUGAAUGCCCCUUCGGAUACAACCUGGAUUACACCGGAGUCAACUGUAUCGACACUGACGAGUGCUCCAUAGGAAACCCAUGUGGAAAUGGAACCUGCACCAAUGUGGUGGGAGGUUUCGAGUGUUUGUGCCAGGAAGGCUUCGAACCCGGACCCAUGAUGACCUGCGAAGACAUCAACGAGUGCUCCCAGAAUCCUCUGCUGUGUGCCUUCCGGUGCGUUAACACCUUUGGUUCCUAUGAGUGUAUGUGUCCCGCUGGCUACGUGCUGCGAGAUGACCUACGCAUGUGCAGAGACCAUGACGAGUGCUCUGAGGGUCUGGAUGACUGUGACUCGAAGGGUAUGACCUGUAAGAACCUGAUCGGUACCUUCAUGUGCAUCUGCCCUCCUGGCAUGCAGCGCCGACCCGAUGGAGAGGGGUGUAUGGACCUGAACGAGUGCCGCGCCAAACCCGGCAUCUGUAACAACGGACGCUGUGUUAACACCAUCGGAAGCUACCGCUGCGACUGCAACGACGGCUUCGAGUCGAGCUCCACUGGAACUGAGUGUAUCGACAACCGAAAGGGCUACUGUUACACUGAGGUUCUGCAGACGAUGUGCCAGCAGUCCUCCACCAACAGGAACAGUGUGACCAAGUCUGAGUGCUGCUGCAACACGGGCCGGGGCUGGGGGUCCCAGUGUGAGCUCUGCCCGCUGCCCGGCACCGUCCAGUACAAGAAGAUGUGUCCGCUCGGACCGGGCUACACCACCGACGGCAGAGACAUCAACGAGUGCCAGGUGAUGCCCGAUAUGUGCCAUAACGGUCAGUGCAUCAACACCAUCGGGUCCUUCCGCUGUCACUGUAACGUGGGCUACAAAACCGACUACACCGCCACCUCCUGUAUUGAUAUGGAUGAGUGCGCUCUGUCUCCGAAGCCGUGCAACUUCCUGUGUAAAAACACAGAGGGCAGCUACCUGUGCUCCUGCCCCCGAGGAUACAGCCUGCAGCCGGACGGAAAGACUUGCAAAGAUCUGGAUGAAUGUUCGACCAAGCAGCACAACUGCCAGUUCCUCUGCGUCAACACUAUCGGAGGCUUCACCUGCAAGUGUCCUCCCGGCUUCACGCAGCACCAGACGGCCUGCAUCGACAACAACGAGUGCUCUGCUCAGAACAGCGGCUGUGGAAACCGGGCCGCUUGUGUCAACACGCCCGGCAGCUUCAACUGUGAAUGCUCCAAAGGUUUCUCCCUGGACACCACGGGCGUGGAGUGUGAGGACGUGGACGAGUGUGGCAGUAACCACCGCUGUCAGCACGGCUGUCAGAACAUGAUGGGAGGCUUCCGCUGCGGCUGCCCUCAGGGCUACGUGCAGCACUACCAGUGGAACCAGUGCGUGGAUGAAAACGAGUGUCAGGCAGCGACAGUGUGCGGCUCGGCCUCCUGCUACAACACGCUGGGCAGUUUUAAGUGUGUGUGUCCCUCCGGCUUUGACUUUGAGCAAGGCGGUAGUGGCUGCCAAGAUGUGAACGAGUGCAGCACGAGCUCCAACCCCUGCAUCUACGGCUGCUCCAACACUGACGGAGGCUACCAGUGCGGCUGUCCUGGAGGUUUCUACAGAGCCGGACAGGGUCACUGCAUGUCAGGCUCAGGUUUCCCCGGACAGUUUGCUGAGGGUGAGGACGACGACAGUCUGUCUCCUGAGGCCUGCUACGAGUGUAAGAUCAACGGAGGAGGAAAGAACGCACGACACAAGCGCAAUGCUGAUGAAAAUGAGCUCCACCAGGAACCAGCAGUGAGUAUGGCCAGCAUAGACACGCAGGCGUCCAUCCCCAUGAACCUCUCUCUGUCCUCGCUGCUCAACAAGGAGCCUCUCCUGGAGCUUCUUCCCGCCCUGCAGCCCCUGGAGCACCACGUACGCUACGUCAUCACCCACGGCAACGGCAAUGAACACUUCCGCCUGCUGGAGCGACGCGACGGGAAGAGCGUGCUCCGGCUCGGCAAGAGGCCGCCUGCAGCGGGAUCCUACCGGCUGGAGAUCGCCAGCCUGCGGCUGUUUGGGCCCCGAAGACUACACCAGCUGGAGGAGCAGCACGACAGUGACUACCUACAAGGGGAGAUAGGAGACGCCCUGCGCAUCAAGCUCCUCGUCCACCUGCACUGAGCUCAGCGUGCGCUCGCAAUCCUGUCCUGGACUGAUUCCUAAAGCCUUCAACCUUUUUAUCCAACAACUCCCCCCCUGCAGGACCAUCCCCCUCCAGCAGGGGCCAUCAAGGGCUAUGAAAGACUGAGCCCAACUCUACCACCACUUUGUUACUGUUUAUGUUAUUAUAUGUUCAUGUUUUAGUUUUUUUUACCCUGACUACACUUCCUCUUACGCCCCCUCCACUUGUACCUGACCCAGCACUCACGCUCCACUGAGGGAGCCGGUGGAGGCGAGAGCAGAGAGGUGACGUGGUGCUUGGACCGUAGCCCGCUGAGAAAGACAAAAUGGCCGACAGAUGGUUCACAAGUCCAUGAAGCACUUUUGAUAACAAGCAAAACAAGAAAUUACACAGAAGUGCUGAGAGUGGCCAAAACUGUCGUAACGCAGCAUUAUUUAGAGUUGUGAAGAAGUGAUAUUACAGCUUGGUGUUGGGGGUCGGGGGGCGUCAUGGUGGUCCAAGGACUUUCUCACCUCUCUGUGAUCUUGGUGAAAACAAAUUACAACACUGGGGAACAAGGUUUGUUGCGUCCGCCCCUCUCAGUAUUUUAGUGUCAUUUAAUGUAUUUGUGCUGUUUGGAAAAUGUUAACACGAAGGACUGCAACAUUUACGCAGCAUUUCAGGUUCUUCAGUCCGUAGCGGUCUGUGUUUAUAGCUGGAUGACAACCAAUGUUCAGACGAGGAAAACAGCACGCUGCGUUCUACUCAGACUUUUGUCAAGCAGGGAUUAGCGUGUUUGCGUGUGUGUGCUGUCAUGUUUGGUUACCUCAGCGAGUAUGGACACCGUGCUGUGACUUUAAAACAUCCAUCGUGAGCAGGGAAUACAGCUCGUAGCUCGUAGACUUAAAAGAAGAUAGAUCCGGUCACGUUUGUAUUUGUCCUUGUAGGGAUUAAGAUUUCAGGAGCACUGAUUCUGGACUUUAGAGCCUUUGAGCUUUUUCAUUAAGUUUUCUUUUAAGACAAACUCCUAAACAUAAACGGUGUUCGGAGGCUGAACUGGACUAUAAGCUGACUUUAUCUGACUUCUUUUUCUGUACGGUGAGCUUCUGAGCCUCGUUUACAACUCAAAGAGAGACACAGCUGACUGAAGCCUCAAAGAUACAUGACAUGUUAACCUAAGCUGUAACUAAAGUCAGGUCAUCUUUCAUUCCUCAUGAUUUUUCUUUUCUCUCAAAGAGAAAAAAGGUGCUAGAUAAUGCCAUCUCGUACGCUGUACAAAGGAAGUGCGGUCUUGAAUCUAGAUUGCAAAAGAAUUCUUUUUAGGAUUUAUUGUUGUGUAUGUCUGUCUUUUGUAUUGUCUCAGUGCUGAAAAAACAAUAUUAUCAAACUUGCUUCUUGAAAAUUAAAUUGUAUAUUUUUAAGUGAAAUGGGUUUUUUUUUAUGUCAAGGCUGCCAAAACAAAUACUCAAAGUAAACUCACGAUCGGACGCGUUUUAUGUGCUGUUGACUUUUGUUUUGUUGGGAAAAAGAAGUAAAUACAGCGUUUGUAUUUGUUUCUAACUGACUGCAUCGUUUGAAACCACUGUCACCAGUCCAAUCAGCCUUCCGCUAAAUCAAAUGAAAGAUAAUUAACAUUCCCAUAUAUUAUCUCAUACAAGCUUACACUGUCUGUACGAUGCCAUACAGAUCUCCAGCGAGGAUCUAUGGUGCUAAAUCUUUCCCUCCUAACGAAGGUUGCUGCACUGUCCCACAGCCUGUAAUGUUUAUAAUACAUUUUUCUAACCUGGGAAUCUUUGUAUACUUUGUAUCUUUAUUGUCAAGUUUGUCAUUUGUUCUUUGUUUUAGAGAAAGGCAGUGUGUUGCUCCUCUGCUUCAGGGUCAAACUUGAAACUCUGUCACCAUCUGCUAGCAUUGAAAUGUUUUAUACUUUAGAAAAUAAGGAGCCUGUUGAGUCCAGCUGAAAGCUGAAAUGACAAUCAUCCAGUCGCACCACGUCUACGAGCUGGCGAUCAAUAAAUCAAUCAGCCAUCAUGGAACAUCUUUUAAUAAUCUGAAUGUGCAAAGACAAAAACCAAAGAUUUAUAACACCAAAUGGCAGUCUGUCAAAUUAGAGUGAUUCACAUAAUAUUGUAAACUUUUGUCCAGUGACAUUAACGGCAAUAAAGUAUUGUGGGUUAUAUUUUUAA
Messenger RNA from Cottoperca gobio, 11052 nucleotides. It is a transcript of the gene fbn3, whose product is annotated as fibrillin 2b. Gene Ontology annotation, molecular function: calcium ion binding. The record is from RefSeq and is a predicted model, not a curated record. NCBI's taxonomy places the organism in Eukaryota, Metazoa, Chordata, Actinopteri, Perciformes, Bovichtidae.